UAUGUGAUCCUGCUGAUGGCCCUGUAUUGGUGCACAGAGGCGCUGCCCUUGGCCGUGACGGCUCUGCUGCCCAUCGUCCUCUUUCCCUUCCUGGGGAUCCUCCCAUCUAACAAAGUUUGCCCUCAAUAUUUUUUAGACACCAAUUUCCUCUUCCUCAGUGGUUUAAUCAUGGCCUCGGCCAUUGAGGAGUGGAAUUUACACCGCAGGAUCGCGCUCCGGGUCCUCAUGUUGGUGGGAGUCCAGCCAGCCAGACUGAUUUUAGGGAUGAUGUUGACAACGUCUUUCCUGUCCAUGUGGUUAAGUAAUACUGCCUCCACUGCUAUGAUGCUUCCAAUUGCAAAUGCAAUCUUAAAAAGCCUGUUUGGGGAGAAAGACACAUCUAAGGAUAUGAAAAGGGAAAAUGAAGAAAACCAAGCUUCACAGGAAAAGUUUGCUUUGCAGCAACUCUGGCUUUCCGUUGCACAUCCUAAUCUUUCUUUUUCAGCAUCUUUACAGCAGAAUAAACUUUACACUGUACCAACUGAGAUGCAGUUUCUGGCAAGUACUGAGGACAAAGAUCUGACUGAGGAGAAGGAGGUUGCCAGCGAUGCUCUCUCAGACUUAAAGAAGGAGGAGGAAUACAAAACAAAUAUAUGGAAAGGUUUCCUCAUCUCAAUCCCAUAUGCAGCCAGCAUCGGAGGUACGGCAACGCUGACGGGAACUGCACCAAACCUCAUCCUUCUGGGACAGCUGAAGAGUUAUUUUCCAGAAUGUGAUGUGGUGAACUUUGGUUCUUGGUUUAUGUUUGCAUUUCCUUUAAUGCUGAUUUUUCUUCUCCUGGGAUGGCUAUGGAUCUCCAUCCUGUAUGGAGGAAUUAACCUGAGGGGAUGGAGAACAAAAAAGUCAAAUAUAAGAGCGGAUGCAGAAGCCCGAGCCAGAGAAGUGAUAAAGGAGGACUAUCAGAAACUGGGUCCAACAAAGUUUGCAGAACAGGCAAUUUUCUUCUUCUUCUGUAUGUUUGCGAUCAUGCUGUUCUCCAGGGAUCCCAAAUUCAUUCCAGGUUGGGCAAGCUUGUUUGCACCAGGGUUUAUCUCGGACGCGGUUACAGGAAUCACCAUUGUGAUUAUCCUGUUCUUCUUCCCUUCGCAAAAACCUUCCUUCAGGUGGUGGUUUGACUUGAAAGCACCGAACACUGAGACGCAGCCCUUGCUGACUUGGAGGAAGGCGCAAGAGACAGUGCCCUGGAACAUCAUCUUGCUGCUUGGAGGAGGCUUUGCCAUGGCAAAGGGCUGUGAGGAGUCUGGUUUGUCUGUCUGGAUAGGAGGCCGUCUGCAUCCCUUGGAGGGUGUACCACCGCCUGUGGCUGUCAUCCUCAUCACGAUUGUCAUCGCCUUAUUCACGGAGUUUGCCAGCAACACAGCCACUAUUAUCAUCUUUCUGCCUGUCUUGGCAGAGCUGGCCAUUCGUCUGAAAGUAAAUCCCCUCUAUUUAAUGAUACCAGGAACUAUAGGAUGCUCCUACGCGUUCAUGCUCCCAGUCUCAACACCUCCUAACUCAAUUGCAUUUUCUUCUGGACACUUGAUGGUCAAGGAUAUGGCAAGAACUGGGUUGCUCAUGAAUCUUAUGGGAGUUCUGCUUCUUAGCUUGGCUAUGAACACAUGGGCCAAGAGCAUCUUCCAGCUGGGGACCUUCCCUGCAUGGGCCAACAUCCAUGCAGAAAAUGCCACCUCACUCUUGACAGCUGUAGAAAAUGUCACUUUAAGUGCACUAAAUAAAAUAUGA
Gavia stellata (red-throated loon) is the source of this 1761-nucleotide messenger RNA. It is a transcript of the gene SLC13A3, whose product is annotated as solute carrier family 13 member 3. Gene Ontology annotation, cellular component: membrane. Gene Ontology annotation, molecular function: citrate transmembrane transporter activity; succinate transmembrane transporter activity; sodium:dicarboxylate symporter activity. Gene Ontology annotation, biological process: citrate transport; monoatomic anion transmembrane transport. NCBI's taxonomy places the organism in Eukaryota, Metazoa, Chordata, Aves, Gaviiformes, Gaviidae. The coding region runs from base 16 to 1761 and encodes 581 amino acids. The record is from RefSeq and is a predicted model, not a curated record. The transcript is spliced from 13 exons.